Messenger RNA from Gavia stellata (red-throated loon), 1668 nucleotides. It is a transcript of the gene SPAM1, whose product is annotated as sperm adhesion molecule 1. The transcript is spliced from 4 exons. Lineage: Eukaryota; Metazoa; Chordata; Aves; Gaviiformes; Gaviidae. Gene Ontology annotation, molecular function: hyalurononglucosaminidase activity. Bases 1 to 1668 code for a protein of 555 amino acids. Gene Ontology annotation, cellular component: acrosomal vesicle. The record is from RefSeq and is a predicted model, not a curated record. Gene Ontology annotation, biological process: carbohydrate metabolic process; fusion of sperm to egg plasma membrane involved in single fertilization; hyaluronan catabolic process.
AUGGAAACUCUAAGACAAAUACAAAGUUUUGGUAUCUGUGUUACCUGUACGUAUCCUAUAGCAUCCGGUAUGGUGUUCACCACUCUUCUAGUUUCUUGCUGCUCAUCUCUGAACAUAAGAGCUCGUCCACUUGUUUCUAAUUCACCUUUCCUUUCUAUCUGGAAUGCUCCUACAGAACUUUGUACUGAAAGGAUUGGAGUGCAGCUGGACAUGAAAUUUUUUUCUCUCAUUGGAAGCACACUGAAGACAUCCAUUGGGCAAAACAUCACUCUCUUCUAUCCAGACAGGCUUGGCUACUAUCCUUACAAAAAUGAAGUCACAGGAGAAGCGUUCAAUGGAGGACUCCCCCAACUCUCGCUGCUGGAGGAUCAUUUAAAAAAAGCCAAAGAGGACAUCCAGUUCUAUAUUCCUUCAGAUGAACAGUUUGGAUUGGCUGUCAUUGACUGGGAAAACUGGAGACCUGUGUGGAUAAGGAACUGGGGAUCAAAAGACAUUUAUAGACAGGAAUCCAUUGAACUGGUUCAGCAGAGAGACCUCAGUCUAUCAGAAGCCGAAGCCAGGACUAUAGCUAAAAUGGAAUUUGAAGCUGCAGCAAAAUCAAUUAUGUUGGAAUCUCUAAAGCUAGGCAUAGAAAUGAAGCCAAAUCGUCUGUGGGGGUAUUACCUUUAUCCAGACUGUUACAACUAUGAUUACAAACAAAACCCACAUAAUUAUACGGGAGCCUGUUUAGAUAUUGAAAUAGAAAGAAAUAAUGAGCUUAAUUGGCUGUGGGAGGAAAGCACAGCACUUUAUCCAUCUGUCUAUCUAGAGACAGCCUUAAGAUCUUCCAGAAAUGCCCAACUCUUUGUUCGCAACAGAGUUCAAGAAGCCAUUAGAAUUUCGUACGUCUCCAAUUCUACUCAUCCACUUCCAGUUUUUGUAUAUACACGUCCAGUAUUCACAGAUGUCUAUGAGGAAUAUCUCUCCCAGGAUGACCUGGUAAACACCAUUGGAGAAUCUGCUGCACUGGGUGCUUCUGGAAUUGUUAUCUGGGGUGAUAUGAAUUUAACACAAAAUAAGAACACCUGUAGGACUCUGGACAACUACCUUAGGAGGACUUUGACCCCAUACCUCAUCAAUGUCACGAUGGCAGCCAGAAUCUGUAGCCAAGUGUUAUGCCAAGACUCUGGUGCUUGCGCACGGAAAAAAUGGAAUUCCAGUGACUAUCUUCACUUGAACCCUGAGAAUAUUGUCAUUCAAAUGACAAAGGAUGGAAAAUACACUCUGCAAGGGCAACCAGCGUUUCAGGAUCUGCAAACAUUCAUAGAAAAAUUUGAUUGCCACUGUUAUGCAGGGCACAGUUGUGAACCUAGAGUCGAUAUAAAUGACAUCCAUUACCUCCAUGCUUGCAUUUCAGAAGAUAUUUGCAUUCACAUAUCCUCAAAUUCACUUUCUAAUAUAGAAAGUAAGGUGACAUUAUCUACACAUCCUGAAAUAGAAGAUUCUCAAUCUACCUUCAGAAAUAAUAUACUCAAUAUAACAACUGCAGAACAUAACACUGUCACGGCUACCACUAGAUAUGAUUUAGAAGCAAAUGAUACUCGUACUUUCAGUAGUUCUUCAUCCUAUAAGAUAAGGAUGUUUAAUCUGUUUUGUUUAAUUCUAAUUUUGAGAACUUCUUUAAUAUAA